AGUAAUAGCAUGAGCCUUGCGUCGAGAUCCUGUCAAAGCACUAAACAGCAAAUUUCUCGCACCUGAACUUUUACACUCUUUCCUGAGGACUAUUUUACCAUUUAAACGGGACGUCUUAUUUACAUAUUUACUCUGUCAAGCAACAGCAGCACUUGAGAAGUCACUCCUCCGCAGUUGCGUUCCUCUCUUAAGACAUUUAAAUUAAAAGGAUAUGGUGUUGGACAUGUGAAACACACGGGAAACUUCAAACAUGAAGCUGGCAUCUUCUCUGUGUUGCCUCGGGUUUCUUCUCACUUCUGUGGCGGUCCGUCUGAGCGACUCGCAGCAAGUGUGUACUGGUACAGAGAAUAAACUGAGUACGCUGUCAGACCUGGACCAGCAGUAUCGGACCCUUCGUAAAUACUACGAGAACUGCGAGGUGGUGAUGGGGAACCUCGAGAUCACCAGCAUCGAUCGCAGUCGUGACCUGUCCUUUCUUAGGUCCAUUCGUGAGGUGACGGGCUAUGUGCUUGUGGCUCUAAAUCAGUUUGAAUAUCUGCCCCUGGAGAAUCUUCGCAUCGUCCGCGGCACCAGGCUGUAUGAAGACCGCUACGCCCUGGCUGUAUUCCUCAACUACCGCAGAGACGGCAACUUCGGUCUCCGUCAGCUCGGCCUUAAGAACCUCACAGAAAUUCUGAAUGGAGGGGUGUACGUGGACCAGAACAAGUUCCUGUGUCAUGCCGAUACCAUCCACUGGCAGGAUAUAGUGAAGAACGCCCGCUCUGAUCACCUGGUUGUGCCGUCUAAUAGCAGCGGCUCCUGUCAAAGGUGUCAUAGAGCAUGUAAUGGACGCUGCUGGGGGCCAAAGGACGACCAGUGCCAAAGCUUGACCAAGACGGUGUGUGCUGAGCAGUGCGAUGGCCGCUGUUUUGGGCCGUACGUCAGUGACUGCUGCCAUCGCGAGUGUGCUGGAGGCUGUUCGGGACCAAAGGACACAGACUGCUUUGCCUGCACUAACUUCAACGACAGCGGCGCAUGUGUGACGCAAUGCCCGCAACCCUUCGUCUACAACCCAACCACGUUCCAGCUGGAGCACAACCCGCGGGCCAAAUACACAUAUGGGGCUUUCUGCGUCAAAAAGUGUCCACAUAACUUCGUGGUGGACCACAGCUCCUGUGUCAGAGCCUGUCCCAGCAACAAGAUGGAGGUGGAGGAGAACAGGAUCAAGAUGUGCAUCCCCUGCACUGACAUCUGCCCUAAAGCGUGUGAUGGCAUUGGCACUGCCAGCCUUCAGACGGCUCAAACCGUCGACUCCAGCAACAUCGACAGAUUCAUCAACUGCACCAAGAUCAACGGAAAUCUAGUGUUCCUCAUCACAGGCAUUAAAGGGGACAUAUACCACAACAUAGAGCCCUUGGAUCCAGAGAAACUCAAUGUGUUCCGCACCGUUCGAGAGAUCACUGGUUUUUUAAACAUUCAGUCCUGGCCAGAAAACAUGACUGAUUUGAGUGUCUUCUCCAAUCUGGCAACCAUCGGAGGCAGGUCUCUCUACAGUGGCAUCUCUCUUCUGGUGCUGAAGCAGCAGUGGAUUUCAUCACUUCAGCUGCAGUCACUUAAUGAGAUCAGUGCUGGAAACGUGUACGUCACCAACAACAGUCAACUCUGCUAUUACAACACCGUCAACUGGACACGACUCUUCCGCACUAACGCCCAGAAGUCCCUGAUCCGCAACAACCGUGACCCCAAGGAGUGCAUUUUGGAUCGUAUGGUAUGUGACCCGCUGUGCUCUGAUGCUGGAUGCUGGGGUCCAGGGCCCGACCAGUGCCUGUCCUGUCGGUUCUUUAGCAGGGCACGCACCUGUGUUGAAUCCUGCAAUCUGCACGAAGGGGAUGUGCGUGAGUUUGCAAAUGGUUCGGUGUGCCUGGAGUGUGACGCGCAGUGUGAAGUGGCAGAAGAUGACGGUCUUACCUGCACUGGGCCUGGUCCUGAUCACUGUGUUAAAUGUCUUCACUUUAAAGACGGACCCAACUGUGUGGAGAAAUGCCCUGAUGGCCUACAGGGAGCAAACAGCUUCAUCUUCAAAUAUGCCGAGGCCAACAAUGAGUGUCACCCCUGUCAUGUCAACUGCACCCAGGGAUGCACAGGGCCUCGUCUGCAAGACUGCAUUGGAAUGAUGGACAGGACUCCCCUCAUUGCGGCUGGGGUUAUUGGGGGAUUGUUUGUGGUGAUCAUUGUGGGUCUGAGUGUUGCCAUAUCAGUCAGAAGGAAGAGCAUCAAGAAGAAAAGAGCCUUGAGACGCUUCUUGGAGACUGAGUUGGUGGAGCCUCUGACUCCCAGCGGUGCGGCCCCAAACCAGGCCCAACUGCGCAUUCUGAAGGAGACCGAGCUGAAACGGGUGAAGAUUCUGGGAGCCGGGGCCUUUGGCACCGUCUACAAGGGUAUCUGGGUUCCUGAGGGUGAGACUGUGAAGAUUCCCGUGGCCAUCAAGAUCUUGAAUGAGGCGACGGGUCCCAAAGCCAAUGUGGAGUUCAUGGAUGAGGCUCUGAUCAUGGCCAGCAUGGAGCAUCCGCACUUGGUGCGGUUACUGGGUGUGUGUCUGAGCCCAACCAUCCAGCUGGUCACUCAGCUCAUGCCCCACGGCUGUCUGCUGGACUACGUGCACGAGCACAAAGACAACAUCGGCUCCCAGUUACUGCUCAAUUGGUGUGUUCAGAUCGCCAAGGGUAUGAUGUACUUGGAGGAGAGGAGACUUGUGCACAGGGAUCUGGCGGCUCGGAACGUCCUAGUGAAGUCCCCCAACCAUAUAAAGAUCACUGACUUCGGCUUGGCUCGCCUUCUGGAUGCAGAUGAGAAGGAAUACAACGCAGAUGGUGGAAAAAUGCCUAUAAAGUGGAUGGCCUUGGAGUGUAUACACUAUAGGAAAUUCACUCACCAGAGUGACGUAUGGAGUUACGGAGUGACUAUCUGGGAGCUGAUGACAUUUGGAGGAAAGCCGUACGAUGGAAUCCCUACCCGAGAGAUCCCUGACCUGCUGGAGAAAGGAGAAAGGCUUCCUCAACCUCCUAUCUGCACUAUUGACGUCUACAUGGUCAUGGUCAAAUGCUGGAUGAUAGAUGCAGACAGCAGACCAAGAUUUAAGGAGCUUGCAGCAGAGUUUUGCCGAAUGGCAAGAGACCCACAGCGUUACCUAGUCAUCCAGGGGGACGACCGCAUGAAGCUGCCCAGCCCCAAUGACAGUAAGUUCUUCCAAAGUCUGCUAGAUGAGGAAGAACUGGAGGAUCUGAUGGAUGCCGAGGAGUAUUUAGUGCCACAAGCCUUCGGUGUUCCUCCACUGGCAUAUACAACCAGAUCACGCAUGGACCCCAACAGAAACCAGUUCGCAUACCAGGAUGGCAGCUUCGGCAUGGAGGAGAUGAUGGCCACUAUCCCACGGCCGACUUCCUGCCCAACACCUGAGAUCAGAACCGGGGCCUCAGGGUCCUCUGAUGCAUUUGAAGACAGCCGCUGUAAUGGCACUCUCAGGAAGAAGGCUUCACCCAGGGCGAGCACCGGGGAGGACAGCAGUGGCCAGCGGUACAGUGCAGAUCCAACUGUGAUACUGUGUGAGCGUGGAGCCCGAGCUGAGACCAACCAGGAUGGAUACAUGGGCGCUAUGCAGGACAAAAAGCCCUCAGAUUAUCUCAACCCCGUGGAGGAGAACCCCUUUGUCACCCUUCGCAGAAACGGAGAGGUCCACACUCUUGAGCGAGGUUACCACAGCACCUCCAAUGGGCAGCCCAAGGUGGAGGAUGAGUAUGUCAAUGACCCUCUGUACCUCAACACCUUCCAUAACUCUGGAGAAAAGAGUCACGACGUUUUGAGGAAGAAUGGGGUCCCUGUGGCACACACAGCAGUGGCAGCAGCAGUAGUAGCGGCAAAUACUGUAACUUCCAACAGCCAAAAUCUUUCUCAAACCAUGCAACCGGCAGCACUCAGUGCCCACAUCUCAACACAGCCACUGUACCAAGGCAAACAAAGCAUUUCCACCCUCUCAGGCCACACCGUCCAUUCUGCCCACCCCGGACACACCCUCCACCCAGCACACAACCUCCAUCCCGCUCACUCCGGGACCAUCAAACCCGACAUAAAGCCCAAAAAGACAUUUGACAAUCCUGAGUACUGGCAGCACAGUCUUCCCCCGAAGGCAAGUCUCCACAACCCAGAAUAUCUGCAGGACUGCAGCACACGCUUCUUCUAUCGGCAAAACGGUCGGAUCCGACCCGCCGUGGCCGAGAACCAGGAGUACCUGUCAGAGUAUGCGCUAAAACCCGGCACCGUAUUGCCGCCGCCUCCCUACCGCCAGAGGAACACUGUUGUGUAGCAACAACGACCGAGACAAAGAAGGAAAGAUGGAGGUAAAGAGAGAGUCGUAGUGUGCUCUUACCCUGGCUCUCACACCAGCAUCCUGAUCUCUCUGCUCUUCUCUGAACUGGAUUUAACACCCAACCUCCAACAACCUGGAACUGAUCCACUUGGGUGAGCUUCUCCUCCAGAGGCACUAUGACCACAUCAAUCUGCUUGUCUCUCCUCACUCCAAUCCCCAUUAAGACCCUUCCGACCUACCUGACCCCAACUAUCAGAAAGCGAUAUUGUUCCCAACAUAAGGUAGAUGUUACGCUCAUCUCAUUGGAAGCAAGUACUGAUUAUGACAUGCAACGUGGGUCGAUCCAAUAGCAGAGAGGAGUCGAUCAAAUAGCGGAGAGGAGUCAUUAUUUUGUGCUAUUAUAGAAAUGUUUAUCUCAUUUUGGGGAUUUUGAUUUGAAGCUAUGAUAUGAUCUGUUGUAAUUUAUGACUUUGGUUAGCAUAGGGUUUUUUUUAGCACUCCAUACAUGAUUAUAUAAGGCAGAUGUGUUGUACUGGAAAUAUCCUCAUGGGCCCUGAGACAAGACGGCCCAAAAAGGUCCUUGAUGUUGCCUAAUAACUGAAACUCGUAUGCUACAUACAAACACAUUAUUGAGUCAUCAUUAGUGUGUUGUCGACCCGGACCACAACCUUCUCAGAUGGCACAUCCUCAAAAGACAACACAUUAUGUGAUGUUCUUCUCAUAAUUCAUCUGGUUUUAUGCACAUCAUAUUACUCAAACAAAGCACUUUUUAUUACUUAUAUUGAGCCGCUCUCUCCUCCUUUUGAGUCGCAAGACUGGAACGAUUCACAACCGGAGACAGUCCAGCGGACCGCAUUAGACGUCUGUAAAACUACAUGUGUAAAACAAAUGUGAUGAAGAGAAUAGUAUCAGCCCGCAUAUGAACAAGGCCACAACAAAAUCAAUAACUUCAUAAAAGCAGAUCUGCAACAGUCUACUGUAAUAACAUUUUCAUUGUUGAUCUAGCCAGCAUUGAUCUGUGAGUUGUCACCUUAAGGUAGCCUUCCUUAUUUUGUCAUUUAAUGUGUGGAAUAAAAAACCCGGAAUGGGUCUACCUUGAACUUUAGAAGCUAAAAUCAAUACUAGCGACCAAUAGCAUCCACAUAGACGGAUCUACUGCGUAGAAUGGAUAUUUACACAGCGACAGAGGACCAGGUUUGCACGGAAGACUCGACAGAUCACACAACGCCUGGCUCCUGUCCUGAAAUAUGGCCGGAAAACUGUUACAACUGUAUAAAUCUCGUCCACGUGCGAGUGGAUAUCCAGACUUGCUAUCAAGAUGGCAGCUUUUUGUAAAGCUGCAACAAUGAGGGACAUUUUGAAAUCGAGAAGGUAUGCGAAAUCCAUCAUCAUCAUACAAUGCUACGAGGAGAACAUACAAAUGGAAUAUUUGCCCCAGGGUUAGAGAUGAGACUUCCUCAAAUCUGUCAUCUCCAUUUGAACUGUCUCCCAUAAUGACUUUUCUAUAAGAAGCGUCUCAUGGAUUCACACGGAUACAAGUUAAGGAAGAUAAUGCAGCUUAUUUGAGCAUGUUGGAGAACAACUGCUACAUAUUCGAUACCAACCACGUCAUGUAUAGUUUUGAGCACUGCCAGACACCCUGCUUUUCUGCUAAGAGGUAUAAUGAUGUUGUGUUGCUGGUUUGGAGAUAUGAAAUGGUUUUAAAGCACUUAACAGCCUGGCACAGCCGCAUGAGUUUGUUUUAAACACCAACGGCACUGAUUGAAUACUCAUUUAUUAUAAUCACAGCUCACAUGACGAUAGCAAACACCACCCGCCCACAUACAUUUGUUUUGCUCUGUCAUUGUUUUCCCGUUUUUUGUGCUUAUGAAUAUGAAGGUUUACGGUUACGUGGAGCACUUUAAUUAAUGAACAUAACAAAGAUAGAGUUCCUUUCAUUGUGGAUAUUGCUGUUCCCAUGUGAUAACGGAUUAGACAAAUGACAUUUUUGGCUCUCUACUGGAAACGAAAUCAGGGAAUGUUAGUGACGCGUAGUAAUUUUGCCAAACACAGAUGUUUACUAAUUGAAGUAUUUUAUCUCAAGCUUUUAACCUUAAAAAUAAAAUGAAUAGAGCAUAAUUUAAGAUGGGUUGCAGUAAAAGAACGCUAAGAUUACCUAUAAUAAUAAUUUAAGACGCUUUUACAGAAUCAACCUGAUACUUGAAACAGCUUCAUUUUAGCUCCUAGAGAAUUCGAACUCUAUUUUAAAAGUUAUGAAGUACGUAGAGUGUGUAGAACUAAGGCCAAAUUAUAUUUUUAUUCAUUUUU
Molecule: messenger RNA, 6649 nt
Organism: Pimephales promelas (fathead minnow)
Lineage: Eukaryota; Metazoa; Chordata; Actinopteri; Cypriniformes; Leuciscidae
Source: RefSeq, a predicted model, not a curated record